This is a messenger RNA of Oikopleura dioica, 213 nucleotides long. The record is from the annotation of a GenBank genome assembly. NCBI's taxonomy places the organism in Eukaryota, Metazoa, Chordata, Appendicularia, Copelata, Oikopleuridae.
AUGCUCGAAGAAGACGAAUGUCGCCGUAUGCGCAAAUUUGAGAAGGAAAUGGAGUCCAGAAGGGCUGAGAUCAAAAAAUUGAAGGCGGGAAAUAUCAAACUCGAGCUGGAAUUAUUGAAAGAAGAGAAACAGUUGAUCGAAGCGGAGCAACAGGAACUUCGAAAAGAGAGAGCUAAAAUUACUGCACUCAAGGAAGCUAAGGACUCGGCGUAG